CUUAACAAUGUAAACAAGAAUCGCCCCAAAAAUAUGACAAAUUUUAAAUCAAUUCGUAUAUAUAUCAUAACUGACAAACUUGAUGUCUCAACUUAGGGAUAAAUUCUCCGGCUGUAGCACUAGAGAAUUGAUCCCUACGUGUUGGGUACUACACGAACAAACAGCGAUGAAAGAAAUGGUUGACACCGAAAAGCUGAACACGUCACAAACGAACAACAUUGCUGCAAAAGAUGGUUCUCACCCCCAAAGGUCCCACAAAAACCGGUUCGUCUUCCAGGGAGUCUUCCGUCUUCAAUAUAUAGUUGUCAUGGAUUGUGACGGGAAAGGCGGAGCUGUUUCACCCACUAGGACAGUUGGAUGGUCUCUUCUUCCCUUCAACCUGACGCGGCGGAUCACCAAUGUCUUGCUGAUGGUUCUGCUUAUUUCAAAAAGCGCCGGAGCCAAACGGCCGGUUGCUUUCGAGUUCGGACAAACUCUUCCACAAGCCCUCAUUGCCCUCGAGGAGAAGGAGGUAGUGUCAUCAUGUUACUGUCGAAUAAAAUGCAUGAUGAAUAUGUCCUGUACAGCUGUCAGCGUUCUCGUCAACAAAGAUUCUGGCGUUACCAACUGCCUCUUCAGCAACACGACUAUUCCCCUGGGGAAGCUUUCAGAAGCGGACUCUGCCUACACUUGGGUUCACAAUGCCACAAAUGCCACUAACACGGAGGCAAACAGUUCCACUACAAGUGAGAUACUUUAUGACGAAGAGCUGAAUUGUAGUUGUGUUUUAGUGUCGCCACAACUGAGAGUGGAGCAUGACGCUCCGAAACUGAACCCUGAAAGGAGCAAACCCAUCCUGAAUGAUAUAUUGUGUUUUGAUUAUUAUGAAAAUGAAGCCUCAACCCCUGACCUCAGGCACAGACUUGAUUCUCCAUUUGGAAUCUUUAGUCCAGGCCAACUAACAGUAGAGUUGCUGGUGUUAAAUCUGUAUUGUUUAGAAUUUGAAAGAGCCUGCACUGAUUCUUGGAAUCAUAACAAGACACUUAGGUGCACCUUUGAGGUGGAAUCGCUUCGUGUGUAUAUGGAAAACAAUGCUGAACAUGACCCAGGAGACCCUUUUCCCUACUGCCAUCAGGAAAACAGCAGGCACGCCCCUGGGAUAACCCUCCAGUCGUUCACUACUACAGACAGCACACCUUACGUCAGAACUCCAGAGACCUGGAACCAGCGAUUCAUAGCCUUUGUCUGUCAGCUAGGCUCUCUCAGAUGGGUCAUUCCACUCCUAGACUAUAGGAGGAAAACCCCCUCCCCCUUGCAGAUGUGA
This is a messenger RNA of Macrobrachium nipponense, 1303 nucleotides long. RefSeq lists its product as uncharacterized. The transcript is spliced from 9 exons. NCBI's taxonomy places the organism in Eukaryota, Metazoa, Arthropoda, Malacostraca, Decapoda, Palaemonidae. The record is from RefSeq and is a predicted model, not a curated record. The coding region runs from base 83 to 1303 and encodes 406 amino acids.